Messenger RNA from Alligator sinensis (Chinese alligator), 945 nucleotides. RefSeq names its product olfactory receptor 5F1. Lineage: Eukaryota; Metazoa; Chordata; Crocodylia; Alligatoridae. Gene Ontology annotation, cellular component: membrane. Gene Ontology annotation, biological process: G protein-coupled receptor signaling pathway; sensory perception of smell. The record is from RefSeq and is a predicted model, not a curated record. Gene Ontology annotation, molecular function: olfactory receptor activity; odorant binding; G protein-coupled receptor activity. Bases 1 to 945 code for a protein of 314 amino acids. The transcript has a single exon.
AUGUCUGUUAGGAAUCACACUGUGGUAUCUGAGUUUAUCUUCCAGGGAUUCACUAGCUUUCUGAACCAGCAAGUCACACUCUUUGUGGUGUUUCUGGUGAUCUAUGUGAUCACCCUGGUGGGGAAUCUGGGGAUCAUUGUUUUAAUCAAGAUUGAUCCCCAGCUUCAUACUCCCAUGUACUUUUUCCUUGGUAACUUGUCAUUUGUAGAUUUCUGCUAUUCAACAUCUAUCACUCCAAAAACCUUGAGGGACAUACUGCUAAAAAAGAAAGCUAUCUCUUUCACUGGAUGUUUUGUGCAGAUGUACGUCUUUAUUGCUAUGGCAACUACUGAGUGCAUCCUCUUUGUGUUAAUGGCCUAUGACCGUUAUGUGGCCAUCUGUAUUCCCUUACUCUAUACAACCUUCAUGUCUCACAGAAAGUGCAUCAAAAUGUCAGUUGGGGCAUAUGCAGCAGGUUUCUUGAACUCAAUGAUACAUACCAUUUUUACAUCCAGUUUAUCUUUCUGCCACUCCAAUGUCAUUAAUCACUUCUUCUGUGAAAGCCUCCCUCUCCUCAAGCUCUCUUGUUCUGACACUAGUUUGAAUGAGAUUAUUAUUUUCCUUUGUGCUGGGUUGAAUAUGGUGGGAACACUCCUUAUUAUUCUGAGCUCUUACUCUUAUAUCCUCUCCACCAUUCUGAGGAUCCACUCCACCAAGGGCAGGAACAAAGCCUUCUCAACCUGUGCUUCCCACCUGGUGGCUGUCAUUAUAUUCUAUGGCACUAUGAUCUUCAUAUAUUUACGACCCAGUUCCAGAUAUUCCCAUGAUCAAGACCGGGUAGCCUCAGUCUUCUACACAAUGGUGAUCCCCAUGCUGAACCCCUUGAUUUAUAGCCUGAGGAACAAGGUGGUGAAGGAGGCCCUGAGGAGAGUGCUGAGGAGGAAAAUAAGUUUUCAGGUACUAUGA